GAUUCCAUUUGUGAAAGAGAAUAUGUUGUUUGAGGUGUUGUUGAAUUGGAUUGAUUGUAUUUAACAUUAUGAAACAAAUUUUAUCAGUAUUAUAUAUUUAUCUACGAAAUAUAUUGAUUCAUUUUAAUGGCAUUUAAAUUGAUUUUGUUAGUGUUGAUCUGUGCUUUUGGUUUGGUGAUAAUUUCAAGGAAUUUUACGAUUGUAAAAGAUAUGACGAAUAAAAGAAGCUCAAAUGAAACAAGUUAAAGUUAACUGUGCACAAUGGUAGAUGUAUUAGAUCCAACUUAAAAUCUGUUGACAAUGCUGGAAGCUAUCUAUUUCGGUAUUGCUAUUUUCACAUCUUUAAAGGAGUGUUGGAUGAUAGAACUCUGCAAUUCGUCUGAAGAUAGUGUUAUAAAUGAUGACUCAUCUCUUCAACUUACUCUUCGUCAUAAUUUUUUAAAUCUUGAAAAGGGACUAGUUCCAGGAUUAACAUAUAACGUUACACUAAUGAAUCGAAAUUCUGAUUCAAUUGUUCCAUUUGCAUUAGAAACAGAACCAGCUUCUACUUUCAUAUUGUCCUCAUCUAAUAUCAUCUUGUGUGAUUCAUCAAAAAUUGUAGGAUUUGUCAAUGAAACUUGUAUAUUUUCAAUUACUAUUCCACUCAAUCUUAAUAACUCACUCUUAUUUUUAUUGACUUUCAGAAACCAUGAUAACACUUGGUCUACAUUGCUGCAAAAUGUUCCCGUACGUUCCGAUUGUUACUAUAUGCAACCAGUUGAUGAUGUAAUCAUAACGUCCGAAGAAUUAUUGGCAGUGAAAACCAUUUUAAUACAAUCACCAGAAAAAUCAGGGCUUCGUUUUGAUAUUAAUAAUGUGGUAAAUGCAACACUUUUUAUACAUAACUCAUCUGAAUCUCUAAUGUCAUCAUCCAUUGAAGGAGGCGGUGAAAGUACGUUCAUUGUUUCUGAAUGCCAAUUUUUGUUAAUCGAUAUCAUUACUUGCUACAAGUGUAAAUUUCAUGUGUCUAUAUCACCUUUUCUUCUUAAAUAUGAAUGCAACUCUACUGUCACAGUUCCAGAAGGUUCAUUUGAAUUAUCCCACAAUGAUUCCUGUAUUCUAGAGUUUGAAGCUCCUACCCACCGUCAAAUUUUUGUAAGACUUUUAAACAGAUCUAGCAAGAAUUGUCACUCAUUGCUUUUGGGACCAUUAGCUAUUGCGCCUGCACAUACAACAUGGAAUUCUUGCUCUUCAUCAGAAUUUUACAUAUCAGAAAAUAAUUUUUUACAAAUUAAAUCAGAAGGGAAUAUAAAAAAUGUCCAGCUCAAAUAUGAAUUUCUUUCCACUUGCUCCAACCGAACUUUUUCAGAUAAAUCUUUUGGCCAUUUUUGUAAUUCUGGUUAUCCGGAAAUUUUUUUCGGCUGCAAUAUUUCCUAUUUCAUUUAUGUGCCUUUAGGUUAUUCCAUAGAAUUGGAAUUGAGUGUCUUAGGAUUUUCUGAUGGUGCCUUCUGUCUUAACAAUUCACUCCAAAUUUCAACAACGAGUGAUCAAGUGCUAUUGAAUUUAUGUGUCGAUACUCUAAAAGAAAAAAUAAAUACGUACACAUUACAAACAAAAAGCAAUCAUUUAUACAUCCGAGCAGACAUUCUCACUGAUUUAGCUCAAAAAGGUUUUUGUGCUACUUAUAAAGCGCUUCCAAAUGAUGUUAGAUUAUUUAGUGAUUGCCUUUUUGGGUGGACAUCGGGACAAAAAUUUUGUUAUAAAGUUUAUGAUCAGAAACUAACAUGGACAGAAGCUGCAAAAGCUUGCCAAGCAAGAAACGGUCAUUUAGCUAGUAUCACAGAUAACAGCAUUGCUCAACUCAUCGAUUCGAUAAUCAAAUAUGGACCCUUGUUUGAAAAAAACAGAGCAUUUUGGAUUGGGGCCAAUGACCUGAGAUAUGAAAAUUGCUACGAAUGGGCUGACGGACAAGAAUUUGAUUUUAUAUAUUGGUUUCCUGGGUGGGAAAAAUACGGAUGGUAUGGUUUGCAACCGAGUGAUGAUGGGUUAUCUCAUCAGAAUUGUGUUGAACUUCGAAAUCUUUUUAAAUAUCCAAGUAAAGGAGAAGGAAGGACUGAACGCUUUUAUUGGAAUGAUAGAGAUUGCUUAGUGGAAAAUCCUUUUAUUUGCCAACGAUUAAAACCGGGAGUUAAAUUGGAGACUGUAUCUUUACCUGAAUGCAACAAAACAAUCAAUCUUACCUGGGAACACCCACGUGAUAUUCUAACAUCUCCUUCUUUUCCUCAUAAUUAUCCUAAUAAUAUUGAAUGCCAUUAUUAUGUAUCAGCACCCGUUGGACAAAGGAUUACUCUUUCUUUUUCUGAUUUUGUCUUAGAAAAAAGUGAAAGUUGUGAAUAUGAUGUCUUUCUUAUAAUGGAAGGCAACCAGAAAUUACAACGUUGUGGCGACUGGGAAAAGAGAAUCAAACUUCUGACGUACAUUUCUGUUGGGCAUAUAUUACGUAUGAGUUUUUCAUCUGAUUUUUCACACUCUUUUAAAGGAUUCAGAGUUGAGAUUUCCCUCUAUGAAGACGUUUCCAAACAAAAUACUUUGUGCGACAAUGAGAUGUUCCAAUUAAAAAAUGAGAGAUGUUAUUUGGUAGUCAAUUAUCCAGAAACAAGUUGGAUGACAGCUCGCCAGAUAUGUUCAGAAGCUAAAGCCAAACUAGCUGUUGUUGAAACAGAGGAAGAAGUAACAAUUCUUGAUAACUUGGUUCGAAGCACUUAUGGAUAUAUGUCCGGAGUUGUUUAUUGGGUUGGUGCCUAUAUCACAAGCAAUAAUACAUGGAUAUGGAUUGAUGGAAGAACAAUCAACUUAAAACGCAUUUCCCACUCUGAUGAGUUUCCUUCAUGUUUAGCAAUUCAACUACGUGGAUCCAAUGUUAUGCGAUGGAUUGCUAGAAAUUGCAAUCAUCCGGGUAGAUUUAUUUGCCAAAAGCCCUCGAUCGUUUUACCUGAUGGAUUGAACAAAAGUGUAAGUGAAACGAGAGGCAAUUUAACAUCUGUUAAUUAUCCAUCGAAUUACCUCAACAAUUUGAAUUACAUUGUCGAAAUCAUUGGUCCACCAAAUUCCCGUGUUGUGCUAACUUUCCACCACUUUGAUCUUGAAUGGCAAGAAGAUUGCCUGUACGACUAUCUUAUUCUAAAAACUGACUUAAAUGAAGAAGGGAACCGAGUAUGUGGAGAACAACUAGAAAAGAAGGAAUUCAUGUCACCCACAAAUAAAGUCUAUUUAAACUUUCAUUCUGAUUCCUCGAUUACAACAUCUGGUUAUGCAGCUUCUUGGGAAAUAGUUGAUGUUUCUGCCUGUUUGAAUCGGAGGCUACUAGUUUUAGAAAAAACUUAUAUCAGCAGUUUAAGAUAUCCACGAACAUAUCUGGGAGGUCAUGAAUGUAGACUUACCCUCAUUGCACCUGAUCCAACGAAGCGACUUCUGUUAACUAUAGUAGACUUAGAGAUGAGAAUUCAAGACAAACUAGAGAUAGGCUUAGAUGAAACGAAGAGAGUCCAUCUAAGUGGAGAUGAUCUAUUACCUGGAACUCAAUUAAUGACUUAUGGAAAUGAAGCUCGUCUUGUUUUUCAUACUCUUCAAACACCUACAAUCACAAGUAUCACUUACAGAGGAUAUAAUAUCACAGUUGAAAGUUGGAUUGAGAGAACACUGGAAAGCAAUUUAUAUCUUAAUCCAAGAAAAAGAGGCAGAAUUUACAGUAUGAAUUUCAAUUUUCCUCAGCCAACUGAAUUAAACUAUAGUCAAAGGUUACUGGCACCUAUAGGUUAUAAAAUUCAUUUAAAAUUACUCAAUUUCACUCAUCAAGUACCAUCAACAUGCGAGGGAAGUGGUGUUCUUAUUCAAGAUAAUUAUGCUGUCAUUAAGACUCUCAUGAUCUGGAGUCCUUGUCGUCCCUCUAAUUUAGGCAAUGGAAUUUGGUCAGUGCUUCAUUUGCUCAAAAUUAUAUCUUGGAAUCAUGACAAUAGCUUGCCUUCUUAUUUUUUUGAAUAUUCAGUGGAGAAAGACGAUCAAUAUUUGAAUACAACUAGAAGAUUGGUAUCUAGUUCAAUCGAUUCCUGCUAUCCAAAUCCUUGUCAACAUGGUGGUCAAUGUAUUAGAAAUGGAACUUCUUAUAAAUGUCAUUGCUUCGCAUAUUACACGGGCUUAUUUUGCCACCUAACUUGGUGUGAUUUGAAUAUCUGUGGAGAAAACGGUUUUUGUAAUCUCACCUCUAAUGGCUGGAAGUGUGAUUGUUUACCUGGAUAUGAGGGAAAGAAAUGCCAAAUGACAAUCAAUCCUUGCUCACCUAAUCCAUGUCAAUCAAAUGGUAUUUGUAGUAUUCGGAAUGGAAGCUUUUUCUGUCGCUGCAUUCAAGACUUUGAAGGUUCUCAUUGUGAGAAAAUUGUGAUGCGAAUUCCAUAUCGACCUCUCAGCCAGCGUAUGCUAGAAGAGCCUUUCUGGUUAGGCCUUAUAACAGUGUUUAGUGUUUUGCUUAUCAUCCUUUGUGUUUAUUGCAUAAAAAGAAAAUUCGCUGAUAAAAUUGAAAAGUUCUUAGCUGAAGAAAUUGAAAGAAGCAAAUAUCAGCCUUCACCACCAGCAGGACGUUACAGUUUGAGCAGUUCAAAUCAACAUACCCCAGGAACUGAAAGUCCGCAAACAUGUCCAAAAUCAUUUAUCAGUCGUAUUCGGAAGAACAGCCUUCUUAGCAUUUCCUGUAGUCCUAGUCCCACACCAGACCAAUCCCGAUCAUUUCUAUUUGAUAACAUUCUUCGAAGGGCUUCAUCCAAAAGAAAUAAAACAUCUACACCGGGAACAAGCGCAACGACUUCUUCAAAUGAACCACCGAAAGACGAAGCCCUGAAAAAAGAAGAAGAAAAAUCUCGAAUUUUAGCAUCCCUGAUAAAUUCAAACAAAGACACUCGCCGAGUUAGUUUGGAUGAUUUCUUCAGAUUAAGAGAAGGCAAAAUGAAUUUUGGUGCACAUAGCUCGGCAGAAGAGUCAGAUGGCAGUGCUAAAAAGGAAACAAGUUUCAUAUCUACCUUUCGACAGUCAUUUUCUGAAAUUCAAUCAAUUCAAGAGCAAUCGUUUGAGUAUAUGUCAUCAUCAGAAAGUAUUAAUGGAGAACCUAAUACAAGUGAAAUACAAGCAGAUGUCUCUCCCAUUGCGAUAGAAUCCGAUAAGGCGUCCGAUACUGAUGCAGUUACUGUUAAACCGACUGAAAACCCACCCGCAAUUUGUAUCACAAUAGACCCCUGUGAUUCAGACGAAAAACAAAACUCCGAAUGUGAAAGCAAUAAUAAAAGUCCGAGAAAAAGUUCCUACCUUGAAGUGCCUGUACCCACAAUCCAUAUUUUUACUGCGGAAUCCGAUGAACAAGAAAAAAACAGAGAAAUCCCAUCAUUCACGCAACCUCGAAAGUAUUCAGUUGAUUUGCCAAAAAUUUUAAUAACUUCUAAUAUGGGUUCUUGUGACUCGGAUGAAGCUAGUCCUCCUAGGACUCCGAAUCCAAAUAAAUCAAUGAUGUAUUUAAGUCCAUUAGCAGUAAUUUCAUCAGAUAGGACUAUAUCUGAAUCUAAUUUAAGUACAUCUGGAUAUUCCUCUAUAUCUAGUCCUGGCUUAUCUCGUUGUAAUUCGAGUAGCCCUAUAACAGAUGACUUAGAGCACAAUCUUCAUCCGAACCGAAAAAUGGACCUUACUUCACCUAAAAAACCUCAUGAAGUUCAAAUGACAUAUAUUACAGGAAGUGAUAAAACAUUUGUAUUUCCACCUACUAUUGCUUGCCAUUGCCAUACUCAAAAUCACACAAAUAACGUGAUGUUCGAACAAAAAUUGCCAGUAUGGACUGCAAGCAAACAUAAAAUGCUUUGUAAAAGAAAUUCUUAUCAAACAACAAGUACAGAUGACUCUGUUGAUGAUGAAGGUAUUAGUAUGGAGACUUCUGAGUGUAAAAACCGAAGUAGAGAUAUAAACUCCCCUCCAAACUCACCAAUAAUAACUGAUUCUUCAAAACCAGACCUACUCACUUGCUCAAUAAAUAAUACUCAAAAUAACUGCAUAAAAGGAAGUCCAAGGACAAGUUUGAGAAAAGGAGAAAAAUCUAAAAAACAUCGGCCUGUCAUAUCACCAGCUGGUACUCCAAUAAGAGACGAAACAAGGUCUCGCCUGAGUUCAUCAGAAAGUGAUGAAUCCUUCGAAUCUCGUCAAAAAAGUCGAAGAGUCAAGAGACAUGAUUCGGGAGGACAUAAAAUAUCGCCCAUGCCUUUUCAAGACAGCAGCGGUCCAAAAAGUUCAUUAUCAGAAAGCAAUGGUGAUUCUGCAACAAUCGAUUCUAGAUCUGCUGUAUCUUCUUCCUCUGAAUCCCUGCAAUCUACAAAUACCUCAAGAAUACCAGAAAAGACUUUUAGGGAGUGGCACAAAAUGGAGCGUUCUGAGUCAACUAAAGAAUUAAAGAAAAAGCCCAUGAAAACUGAUUCCCAAGAAGAAAUGCACCCAUGCUUACGAAGACAAGAAGCAGUUGUGGAAGAUGACCUCAGUGAUGACUCCAGCAGUGAAACAACUGUUCUUCUAGGUCUUCAACAAAGCUCCUCUGCUGAAGAAUGGGAAGCCUUCAACAAGGAGUAGACCACAUUGGCAUAACAAAUAUAUAUUUUAUAUUGCUCAUUCCCUCUGUGUAGUUAGUCUGCUUUUGUGUUUUAAUGUGUAAUAAAUAUAUUUCCUAUGCA
Messenger RNA from Parasteatoda tepidariorum (common house spider), 6731 nucleotides. RefSeq lists its product as uncharacterized. Gene Ontology annotation, molecular function: calcium ion binding. Lineage: Eukaryota; Metazoa; Arthropoda; Arachnida; Araneae; Theridiidae. The record is from RefSeq and is a predicted model, not a curated record.